AAUGGUGCUAUGACCAUGAAACAGUUAACCAACUCCAUGGAUAUGAUGCGCCAAGCUUGCGCUCCCAAAUUCAACAUAGAAGAAGCGGAGCUUCACGGUUUGAGAAAAUCAAUUUUUCCUGCUGCUCCCGACAAAGAGCUUAAAUGUUAUACCAUGUGUAUAGCUCAAAUGGCCGGAACUAUGACGAAGAAAGGGGAAAUCAGCUUUUCCAAAACAAUGGCCCAAAUCGAAGCUAUAUUGCCACCGGAAAUGAAAUCAACGGCAAGGGAAGCAUUGAACCAUUGCAAAGACACCCAGCUUUCAUACAAGGAUCCAUGUGAUAAGGCAUACUUUUCUGCCAAGUGUGCUGCUGAUUUUACCCCCGACACGUUUAUGUUUCCAUAAAUAGCUGC
Molecule: messenger RNA, 392 nt
Organism: Anopheles nili
Lineage: Eukaryota; Metazoa; Arthropoda; Insecta; Diptera; Culicidae
Product: general odorant-binding protein lush-like
Exons: 5
Coding region: 10-384 (124 amino acids)
Biological process (GO): sensory perception of smell; olfactory behavior
Cellular component (GO): extracellular region
Molecular function (GO): odorant binding; dibutyl phthalate binding
Source: RefSeq, a predicted model, not a curated record